This is a messenger RNA of Ruditapes philippinarum (Manila clam), 986 nucleotides long. RefSeq lists its product as uncharacterized. The record is from RefSeq and is a predicted model, not a curated record. The coding region runs from base 54 to 725 and encodes 223 amino acids. NCBI's taxonomy places the organism in Eukaryota, Metazoa, Mollusca, Bivalvia, Venerida, Veneridae. The transcript is spliced from 5 exons.
UCUACAGUGAAUUCACAUAGUUUGCUGCACAUCAACUGCAAAUAUCGUUCGAAAUGGUGCGACCAUCUUUAUACUUUACCGUUUUCGGUUUUGUCAUGUUUAUUUUACAUGCAGUUGCGGAGGAUUCUUGUCUAUUAUCAACGCAACAAUUUCUGGACAAAAAAGUUCUUGGUGCAAAUUACGUUCGUUGGGGGAGAACUACCUGUCCAUCAGAUAAUGAAGUACUAUAUACAGGUCAGGCUGCAGGCUCGGACUGGCAGUCACCGGGCGCGGCAAGCAAUUUCCUGUGCUUGACAAAUGAGCCACAGUGGGGAUUAUACGAAGAAGGCGUCAAUUCUGGGGCUCAGGUUUACGGAGCUGAAUAUGAGUUUAAAGAUUUUCAUCCUGAUAAAGGAAGUGAAUAUUUCAAUCAGGAUCUGAAUGACCAUGAUGCUCCGUGUUCAGUGUGCCAAACUCCGCGUUCCUCUGUAUUAAUGAUCCCUGGUAGACAGGAAUGCUUCCCAGGCUGGACUAAGGAGUACAGCGGGUACCUUGUGGCAGGGGCUGGACAACAUAGAGCCGCCACAGAGUAUAUAUGCCUGGACGGUGAAGCAGAAAAUAUAUCACCAGAACUAGGUAAUACAGAUGGGAAAGUUAUGUACUUGGUGGAUGCUGUGUGUGGCACUUUAAGAUGCCCUCCAUAUAUCCAAGGUCGCGAGCUGACAUGCGUUGUUUGUAGCAAAUAAACUACAUCAAGCAAAUUGAUAUAGACUACAAUUUUAUAUAGCAUUUCACUUGCAUUUUAUUUUAGUCAUAUCAAGUUGUGCUGAAAAUACUUUCUAAAAAUACAAUAAAUUUAACUCAAAUUGGAUUUUUUUAUUAUAUCUCAACAACUUUUCAAGUGGAAUGGUCUUGAUAUUUCAAAAUAUGUUGAACAACCUUUCAUAAAACAUGUUAUUGUUUAUUGCUCAUGUGCACACAUUGUAAAAUAAAGUAAGUCUAUAUAU